Cottoperca gobio is the source of this 1151-nucleotide messenger RNA. RefSeq names its product signal sequence receptor, delta (gene ssr4). The coding region runs from base 140 to 643 and encodes 167 amino acids. Gene Ontology annotation, cellular component: endomembrane system; endoplasmic reticulum; membrane. The record is from RefSeq and is a predicted model, not a curated record. The transcript has 6 exons. NCBI's taxonomy places the organism in Eukaryota, Metazoa, Chordata, Actinopteri, Perciformes, Bovichtidae.
UACAGCGCAUGCGCAGAGGUGUCGCAGGAGUGAGCUGAGGUGGACUUCUUUCCUUCUGUCAGUGAAAGAAACAGUGCAGUUCAGCAGCUGGAGCUCACGAGCUACACGAAACCCUCCAGAAAACCUCUCAGACCCCACAAUGAUUCGGAUAGCCGCCUUCCUCGCUCUGCUGGUGGUCGCCUGCUCGGGAGAGAGCUGCACGGACCCAGCGAUCACACCGUCGGCCUACACCACCUCUGACGCCGUCAUCUCCUCUGAGUCUGUCUUCAUCGUUGAACUCAGCCUGGCCUGUGCCAACGGAGCACAGAGUGUGACUCUGUAUGCUGAUGUCAAUGGAAGGCAGUUCCCUGUGACUAGAGGCCAGGAUGUUGGCAAAUACCAGGUUUCCUGGAGUCUCCCUCACAAACAGGCCAGCUCUGGAACAUAUCAGGUCAAAUUCUUUGAUGAGGAGUCCUACAGUGCCCUGCGCAAGGCCCAGAGAAACCACGAAGAUGUAAAUGCCAUUCAGCCUCUCUUCUCCGUCAACAUUGACCACAGGGGUGUGUGGAAUGGCCCAUGGGUGGCUACUGAGGUGGUGGCUGCCCUUAUGGGUAUCCUGGUCUACUACAUGGCCUUCAGUGCUAAGAACACCAUCCAAGCAUAAACGAUUCACAACCACUGGAUCAUUAAAGACUGAAUUCUUGUGGAUCUCGACCAACGAUCCAUCAUCCAGUGUUGUGGCAGGCCAAGAGGAUGUUUGCCACUUGAUCUGCUUUGGGACGAGGAGCAGGAGCGGCAGUCUUUGUAUUUUUUUUUUUUAUUCAGACUGUGUCUGUACACCAUCAGUCUUAUCAAUUUUUAGAUGAAUUUCGUCCCAAGUUUGUCUCGUCAAUAUGGAUGGAAUUUUGUAAUUUUUUUGAUAAAACCAAACAAAAAACCCGGACCACAUAAAUAAACUAAAUACAUAUAAUGUGGUGUUAAAAUAUGUUGCUACAUUCAGACCAGAUUAUCCUUUGUCCUUCUGCGUGGAUGCACUGGCCAGUGGGACUACAGAUGUGCGAACAACAACAGAGAGGUCCAAACCUCAAUGUACAUGAAAUAAAUAAAAACGUGGCUGACCAGGUCGAGUGUUUUGUCUCUUCCAGUGCAUUGAAUAAAUGGCUUCUUUUUCA